Messenger RNA from Aspergillus sclerotioniger CBS 115572, 2539 nucleotides. RefSeq names its product transcription factor domain-containing protein. The transcript has 7 exons. Lineage: Eukaryota; Fungi; Ascomycota; Eurotiomycetes; Eurotiales; Aspergillaceae. Gene Ontology annotation, biological process: positive regulation of transcription from RNA polymerase II promoter by galactose; DNA-templated transcription. Gene Ontology annotation, cellular component: nucleus. Gene Ontology annotation, molecular function: zinc ion binding; DNA-binding transcription factor activity, RNA polymerase II-specific; RNA polymerase II cis-regulatory region sequence-specific DNA binding. The record is from RefSeq and is a predicted model, not a curated record. The coding region runs from base 1 to 2148 and encodes 715 amino acids.
AUGUCGAGCUCGCGCACACAGCAGACCCGUCAUCUUGACAGGUCCGAUCGCCCCUCUAAACGCCGAAAAGUGGCCAUUGCAUGUGAUGACUGCCGGGCUCGGAAGGUCCGGUGUGACGGUAGACAACCCGUUUGUGGGCCCUGCAGCAGGCGAGUAGACCAGUCGACGCAAUGUGUCUAUACCGGGGAGCUGGAGAAGAAGCGAGCGGUCCGAAAUUAUAUUGCGAGCCUUGAAGAUCGGAUCAAGCAUCUAGAAAGCCGGGGAAGGCCCACAAACUUGAGAGAAGGAGCUUCUCAAUGCCAUGACAGACCUGGCGACUUGCAAGUAACAAAUGUCAGCCAUAUACACAGGCCCACUGUGUCCUCCCAGAACUCGCGAGAGCAGUCGCUGCGAAUGAAGGACCCAACGGACAGUGUCAAUGCUAUGAUGGGUGCUGUGGAAGAUGAGCGCCCAUCACAGGGCUUCUUUGGUAGCUCUAGUGCUGCUAGCUUCAUACGCCAAAUCAAGAUGGCCGUGGAUAAAAAGGUCCCAUUGCCCGAUCACCACAACCCAGACUCACUACUGGGGCUUGCUCCACCGAGCAGUCUCAUGUCCACAAAGAAGCAACGGCUAUCAACAGUUCCCGAUUAUGUUCUUCCUCCACGAAAGACGGCUGAUGGUCUUGUGAGAGUAUACUGGACGUUCGUUUUCCCACUCUACCCCCUCGUGGAUGGGGUUCAUUUGAGAGCUGAAUAUGAGAGGAUAUGGACAGGAGAAGCUCUUGAAUCCGAUGAAAACAUGCUUAUGUGUACAUUCAAUGUCAUAUUUGCGCUGGCCUGCCAGCUGGCCGAUUUCAUUCCUCCCGAGGAGCGAGAGGCUUCUGCGGAUGCAUUCUUCACUCGUGCAAAAGAUCUUCUCCAGUUCAACCUUUGGAAUGCUGGAUCUGCUGCAUUGAUCCAAUGUCUUCUUCUGAUGGCCCAGUACCUUCAAAGUACCGACUCUGCCCAUCAGUGCUGGAUUGUCGCGGGGCUAGCGAUUCGCAAUGCCCAGGGUCUUGGCUUGCACCUCCCGCAGACAAUUGCCUUUCUUAAAAAUCCACAGGAGCAGCAGCUGGCUCGCAAAAUCUGGCAUGGGUGUGUCUUAAUGGAUCGGGUCAUAUCUAUGACAUUUGGGCGCCCGGCCAUGAUCUCCAAGGCGUCAUGCGGAUCCGUUCCCCUACCAGCUAAUGUGGAUGAAGAGUACAUUCCCGCUGUGUCGGGGUCCGAGGUGGCGCAACCGGCUAACCGGCCAUCGGUAAUGGCCUUCUAUGCAAAGUCCCUAGAGCUUUAUAAGAUAUUGAACGAUAUCCUCCUGAGUCUCUAUAGUCCCGGAACAGAUGAGAGUCCAGAAGACAUCUACGAUUUCUACUUCGACAAAGGAGCAAAUAAUGGAGAGCGGACAAUCUUUGAACUUGAUCAGGCUCUUACGAAGUGGUCUCGGAGCCUACCCUCACACUUGCGAGGCGAAUCCUGUUCCGGGGGUGAGUUUACGGUGUUUUACCACCAAAGUGUUGUAUUACGUGCGAGGUUUCUUCACGUGCGAAUGCUUCUCUUCAGACCUAUCCUGUCUAGAUACUGUACUUCGCGCGAAAGUGGGAUCUCGGAUCCAAUGAUCUCAUUCCGUGAUUCCUUCCCUCAGCGGGUUGCAUUGCAAUGCUCGAUCAUUUGCGUAAAGGUUGCACAAGAGGUUAUCGGGUUGAUACAUGGUAAUCUACCGGCAGAUGGAAGUUCAGGCCCUCUUCCUGCUUGGUGGUACAACAUUCUGUAUGUUUACACGGCGGCCACUGUGCUUAUAGCGGGCCGCCUAUGUCCUGCCGUCCUAGACGAGGUGACCGAAGCUGCAAUGUCUCAAUCUUGGGAUAGCGCUUUGGGGGUGUUGCGGAGAUAUCAUAGCCAUAGCACAUCAGCCCGGCGGUGUGUUGCAGCACUUGAAAUUCUUUACGAUAGGGUCGUGUCCCAAGGGCCGCCCAACGAUCACCCAAUAAACCCCUUUCAUAAUGGCAGUGCACCUAAUGACCUCGGCGAUCUGUCCCUAGGGGAAGGCGUCAGCUCCAUCUUUCUGGAAGGUCUCGAUCUCCCCGACUUUCAAGAUAUGUCGUGGCUGAACAGUGUUCCGAGCAAUUUAUUCUGAGUUCGUCUCCUGGGACAUUAUACUAUUAUCACCGCUUCCAUUUGUGGAAACCUCUACUGGGCACUUUAUGCAGUCGAUCACCUAUCGCGCUCCGCGGAAGAUGGGAGUCGUGACUGCGCGCAGACUAGGACGUGGCAUUCAGUGAUUAUGGCUAGGUUCCACCCUGCAAUAUUUGGGCUACAUCUAUAAUAGCAUGUAAGUCACACGGCAUGAUCCUUUCUUAUAUCGAUCCAUUCAUCACAUAUUUGAAUUUCAAUGUGUGACUUCGUCCUCCGUCUUUUGAUCUGCUCGCGUAGCCACAAACUGAAUCGCAAUGAUCGAAGGCAGUGCACAGACUCCGAUGAUCGCACACAUGACACCGGCUGCGCCGGCCAGGCCCAAUGAGUCAAAC